Messenger RNA from Pocillopora damicornis (cauliflower coral), 2799 nucleotides. RefSeq names its product endoplasmic reticulum-Golgi intermediate compartment protein 2. The record is from RefSeq and is a predicted model, not a curated record. Gene Ontology annotation, biological process: endoplasmic reticulum to Golgi vesicle-mediated transport; retrograde vesicle-mediated transport, Golgi to endoplasmic reticulum. Gene Ontology annotation, cellular component: COPII-coated ER to Golgi transport vesicle; membrane; endoplasmic reticulum. Lineage: Eukaryota; Metazoa; Cnidaria; Anthozoa; Scleractinia; Pocilloporidae.
UGACAUGGCGUCUUCUGGAGAGGAAUAUUGUUAUUGUGGCUCACAAUUGGUCCUCCAAUUUUAAGGUUUACCGAAGGACAGUAAAAGUGAUACCAGCAAUUAUCAACAUAAUCUUAUAAACAAUUUUUUUUGCAAAAUGCGUCGGGCGGGCGCAGCUAGAAAUCGAAAACAAACUUUGAAAGUUUUAAAGGAACUCGAUGCUUUCCCAAAAGUUCCUGAAAAUUAUCAAGAAACAUCCGCUAGUGGUGGUUCAGUGUCCAUCAUUAUUUUCUUAUUUAUUGGAAUUCUUGUGACAUCUGAGUUCUGGUAUUACAGAGGAGUUGAAACCAAAUAUGAUUAUGAAGUUGACACAGAUACUGACAGUAAACUUCAAAUAAAUGUUGAUAUGACGGUAGCAAUGCGAUGUGAUGAUAUUGGAGCAGAUGUAUUGGAUUUAUCUGGCUCCUCAUUAGAAUUAGGAGACAAACUUGCUUUAGAACCUACGUACUUUGAGUUAACUGAGGAUCAAAUGAGUUGGUUGAGAAUGUUUAGACAUAUGCAUGCAUUUGUGGAGGGCUACAGAGCGCUGAAGGUCCUUGAGGAGUUUAACAAUAAUGGACCCACCUACAUGCCUAGAAGAAAGGAUGGAGAAAAACAAGACAAACCUUAUGAUGCUUGUCGAGUCCAUGGCUCCUUUGAGGUUAACAAAGUGGCUGGAAAUUUUCACAUAACAGCUGGCAAGUCCAUUUAUCACCCCAGAGGACACGCCCAUCUGAGUGCUUUUGUGCCAUCUGAUUCAUUUAACUAUUCUCACAGGAUUGAUGCUCUCUCCUUUGGUCCCUGGGCACCUGGUCAUAUAAACCCACUUGAUGGAGAUCUUGUGACAACAGACAAAAAACUGCAGAUGUACCAAUAUUACAUUAAGAUUGUACCAACCACAAUCAAAUCACUAAAUGGUCAAGUUACAAAGACAAACCAAUACUCAGUAACACAAAGGAUCCGAGAAAUAAAUCAUGAGGCUGGAAGCCAUGGAAUUUCUGGAAUCUUCUUUAAAUACGACAUGUCAUCCAUAAUGGUACGAGUUGAAAGUCGUCACAGAUCGUUCUGGGGUUUCUUGGUACGUCUUUGUGGAAUUGUAGGAGGCAUAUUUGCCACUUCAGGCAUGAUGCACUCACUCAUUGGUUUCUUGUUUGAUGUAAUAACUUGCCAGUUUCAGAAGAAAAAAGAGGAAAAGUCCCUCACAAUGUCACAGAUCCCCUCAGAAACAUCUGUAGUCCAGCCAAAUGGCUUAUCACCUGAACAACCAUCACAGAGCAAAGAGCCUGUUGUCAGCUUUUCCCAUGAAGGAGUAGAUCCAAGUGUUGUUUCACCAGCAAAUGAGGCGUUAACAAACCAAUCACCAGUGAUAACAUGAUACAAGUGGACUCAAUUGAAAAAUUUAGUGACUUUAAGAUUCUUAUCCUCCUUCAUUUUAAUGAAAACUUGGGAAAUUCCUGAAGUCAUUCCCCAUAACAAAGAUUUAUUGUGACUGUCACAGAUCUUUUUAGAAAAUUAACUACCAUCAUCAUAAACACAUUUUUGCACACCCCAAGCCCUCUCGUGCAUUGACUUGUACUGAAAUACCACUGCUCUAUUAUCCAACUUAAAGUCUGAAAAAGAAUGUAAAUAUACUAGCCAGAACAUUUCUUCAGUUUUUAAUUACUUUUGAAGUCUUUGGAAAGAAAAUUAAAUAUAAACUAAAAUCUGCGUUACAGGGGGGAAUCCCAAUGAGUCACUAACAUUGUACCAAAAAAGGUGCUAUGAUGUUUUUGUGUUUUGAUAAACUGAAUGAGAACUUAUUUGUUUUAUUUCCAAUCCUAUGAGGUGCAUGUAACAAUUCUUCAUCAACAAUGAAUUGCUUAUUUAGAUUAAAAUCCCACAAAGGUACUGAGGAGGCUUGAUGCUAUUGUUAUGAAACCAGCCAUUCUACCUUUGCAGGGGGAGCUCCCCCUCAGAGGCAUCAUCACUUUUAAAGAGAAAACCCAAAUGAAUGUUGAAACAAGGACGUCUUGAAUCCUGUUUGAGUUAUUUUUUUUUAUAAAUAUAUAGAAAACAACCUAUGUUGGUGUAUAGAGUGGUAUGCUUACACCAAUCAGAUUGCUCGCACUAAUCAGAUCACCGCAUUAGGGUAUGUAUCUCGCACCAAUCAGAUUGCUGCAUUAGGGUAUGUAUCUCGCACCAAUCAUAUCAUAGCAUUUGAAUAUCAUGCAGUGUAUCUUCUCUUACUUAAGACCACAAUAUAUCUGGUUAGGGUCUAUUCAAGGGACAACAAAGUUUCAGUUUGCUUUUCGUAGUAAAAUUACGCAGAACUAAAUAUUUGAGGUAACUAACUGUGGACGAAUAAUUUUGAUUUUCUCUCUGUUGGAGGAAUGACAGUAAGCAUAGUCUCUUUCGCAACCGGUAUUUGGUCUUGUCACUCAACACACUCUCUUUCAAACGGGAGAUAGAGGGUGUAGUGGGACAAGCCCAAACGACGGCUGGGAAGGAGACAGCAGUAAGCGUGGCUCAUAGAGACAGUAGGUCCAUAUAAUAUCUGUGUGAGUACAUAUAAAUUGGAUUUUUUCUGUCUUUCUGCGAUAUUUUCCUUUUUUUUUGAAAGUUAUGCUCUUUUCAGUGACAGAAAUGAAAACAUUUAGUACACAAACUGUCCCAUCUUAAUCCACCCAGUUGAAAAAGAACUCUUGCAUGCUAAGCAUGCUUAUAUUUUUCAAAGCCAGACAAAAUUGUUUCCUUGUCAGAAAUAUUUAGCAUUCAAAUAACAUGUAUUUAACCAAAACUUAA